Molecule: messenger RNA, 1272 nt
Organism: Rhodotorula toruloides NP11
Lineage: Eukaryota; Fungi; Basidiomycota; Microbotryomycetes; Sporidiobolales; Sporidiobolaceae
Product: methionyl aminopeptidase
Exons: 12
Coding region: 1-1272 (423 amino acids)
Biological process (GO): proteolysis
Molecular function (GO): metalloaminopeptidase activity
Source: RefSeq, a predicted model, not a curated record
AUGCCUGGCGUUUCUCCUACACCGAACGGCGCUUCUGCCGCCUCGCCUGCCGCUCCUCCCGCCGCCGCCAACUCCCCCUCUUCGACUCCUGAGCGAUGCGCCAACAAGUGCGGCCAGCCGGCUAGCAAGCUCGAGUGCCCAAAGUGUCAAGCACUCGGCAUUGCGGGCCAGUUCUUCUGCGGCCAGAAGUGCUUCGCUGCGAAUUACCCUAAGCAUGUCAAGGCGAUGCACAAGCCGCCUCCGAAGGUCGAGGUCAAGUAUGACUACCCGGAAGGAACGAAGGACGCCUUCGACCGCUUGUACGAGUACACAGGCAAUUUGCGGGCCGUGAUGCCGCUCGAGGAGGUCCCGAAGCGUGAAGUGCCGGAGCACAUUCCUCGGCCGGACUAUGCGAACAACGUGCAAGGCCGCUCGUUCUCGGAGGAGAUUGCGAUGCUGAAUGAGCGUCAGGGACGAGUGCUGAAUGCGGAGGAGAUUGAGUCCAUGCGGAAGGUUUGCAAGCUCGGCCGCGAAGUGCUCGACAUCGCCGGCGCAGCUAUUAAGCCUGGUAUGACGACGCUGGAUAUCGACCGCAUCGUUCACGAGGAGACGAUCAAGCGGGAUGCGUACCCGAGUCCGCUAGGCUACCGUUUGUUCCCUCGCUCUGUCUGUACAUCCGUCAAUGAGGUCAUCUGCCACGGCAUCCCCGACGCGCGACCGCUCGAGGACGGCGAUAUCAUCAACCUCGACGUCUCGCUCUACUACGGCGGCUUCCACUCAGACCUGAACGCUACCUACCCGGUCGGCCCCUCCGUUUCGCAACAAAACCUCGACCUGAUCGCCUGCUCCCGCGAAUGUCUCGACGAAGCGAUCCGCAUCUGCAAGCCCGGCACGCAGUUCCAGGACGUUGGAAGGGUCAUUGAGGAGGUCGCGACUGCUAGGGGGUUCUCGACGAACAAGACUUUCGUUGGGCAUGGGGUCAACCAACUCUUCCACGCGCCUGCACCAAACGUGCCGCACUACGCCGGCAGUCGAGCGUCGGGCACGAUGCGCGUAGGACAGACUUUCACCAUCGAACCCAUGAUCUGCGUCGGUUCCGCACGCGACACGCACUGGCCCGACAAUUGGACCGCCGUCACCCGCGACGGCAAAGCGUCCGCCCAGUUCGAGGAGACACUCCUCAUCACUCCUACCGGCGUCGAAGUCCUCACGGCUGCGCCAGGCUGGACACUGCCGGAGAAGAAGCUCGUUGCGACGCAGAACGGUGGGCAGGCGAAGAAGGCGAAGCGGUGA